Messenger RNA from Trametes versicolor FP-101664 SS1, 5328 nucleotides. RefSeq names its product ubiquitin-protein ligase RKR1. Gene Ontology annotation, cellular component: RQC complex; cytosol. Gene Ontology annotation, molecular function: ribosomal large subunit binding; ubiquitin protein ligase activity; zinc ion binding. The transcript has 19 exons. Gene Ontology annotation, biological process: rescue of stalled cytosolic ribosome; ribosome-associated ubiquitin-dependent protein catabolic process. The record is from RefSeq and is a predicted model, not a curated record. NCBI's taxonomy places the organism in Eukaryota, Fungi, Basidiomycota, Agaricomycetes, Polyporales, Polyporaceae. The coding region runs from base 1 to 5328 and encodes 1775 amino acids.
AUGCCGCCGUCCAAAGCGAAGUCCUCCGCGUCGUCUGGGACGCGCAAGAAACACGCUCGGCGCGCCGCCACUGCUCACGGAGCGCCAGAGGAACCUCUGGAGCACAAGGACAAGCGACCGAAGGGCAAAGACAAGAAGAACAAGAAGGAGCCGCGGAAGAAGGUCUACAUCCCGCCCGUAAAACCCGCCCCAGUGCAGCCCAACCCGCUCGAUACCCUCGGUCUUGCGCAGAAGCUCCCGCCAGAGCUCUUGGUCGUGCUCCGAUUGCUUUCUAAGAAGGACGCCACUACCAAACGCCGCGCGCUCGAGGAGUUGCAGUCGGCAUGGGUGUCCAAGGCACAGCGGGGAGGAGAGCAUGAGUAUCUGGUGUACACGCUCCAGGAUACCGUCCCAGUCUGGCUGCACCACCUCCCUACGCUCUUCUUGCACCCUUCAAGACGGCUCCGCUUGCUUGCUAUCGGGCUGCACACAUCCAUCCUGCAGAUUGCAGACCUGCGCAAAGAGACGUUCUUCCAGAUACGCGAAGUUGCAACCUCCGAUCACGCAGAAUCCAUCCUUGGAAGCUGGUGUCUCGCGGCGCAUGACGUCGAUCGACAGGUUUCUUCUCAUGCUCGCGAGUCCUGGAGCAGGUAUGUGACCACCUCGGGGCCAUCUGAAGACAAACUUGUGCUCGAUGAGGCACUCUUCCCCCGUGUCUGGGACUUCGUCCAGAGGACUCUGCUUGACCCCGGAGGAGUAUACCUCUAUCUCAAUCCGCCAGCGACAGCAGCACCGACACCGACGCCGUCUAGGAGGGGCUCUGGGCGUGGUACGCCUGUCAGGCGGGACGACGAAGCACUCCUACGACCAAAAUCGGAGGAGGACGAAGAGGAUGAACUGGACAGGAAAGCACGGCUUCGAGUAGGCGCGUUCGGCGCGACCAAAUGGGUCUUGAGUGGGGAGAAGGAGAAGGCGAGCGAAGGGACCCCUGCAAUCGAAGACUUCCUGGCCCCACUUGCGAACCCUGCGCUGUGGUCUUCGCUAUACCACGGCACCAUGCCGCCGUUCGCCGAUACAGACAGCUAUGGUUUCGGACAACCCGUUGUGAGAAGAUCGGCGUGGUCCUUGCUUCAAACCUUGUUGCAGAGAUGCAAGGGUCACCUCGAUCCCCUCCUCAACGUACUCAGCUCCGCAGUAUUACGGUCGGCUUGGGUAGAACCCGACACCAUUGUCAGGGCUGCGAUGUGGCAACCAUUGCUGAUGUUCUUGAAGGAUUACCCAAACGCCUGGGUUCUUGAGGCAGAGGCUGAAAAGGACGAAGACGACGAAGGUUCGGCUUCCGGCGAGAGUGACGAUGAAGAUGCGCCGAAAGCACCACCACCGCCUAAACCCGUUGCAAACGGCCCAGCAGGUCCCUCUCGCGCGUACACUGAAUUCUUGCAGUUCCUCGCGACGGGCUGUUCAGGCUCUCCCGCGCAGGGCUAUCCAACUGUUCUCGUGAUAUUGUCCACCAUCCCUCCAUCGAUCCUAACAUCCUCCCCACAUCCACUCGAGGACCUCUUCACGUCGUUCUGGGCGGCAGUCGACGCGCGUGUGCUCAAUUCGCUUGACCGUGUGGCUGCGUCUGCAGCUUUCCUCUCUUCCGUCUCAGAGUCGCUCACUUUCUUCGUUCGACGAUUACUGAAUGCUCCGACGGAGGUAGUUGCAUCUCUUCUCCGUGGCGAUGACCAAGCGCAGGCGGCGGACGUGGAUUCUCUGCUGAAGGCGUUCCUGAGGGACCAGAUCGUACGCACUUGGGAAGAGGUUUCCUCGGGACGACUGAAGGUUCGAGGGAAGGAUGCAGGGGACUGUCUGGCCGGGACAUUCUCGUCGUUACACAAGAUCUCCCCAGACCUUUUCACAGAAACCUGGGACGUGCUUGCAGGAGCGGUGCAAAAGUCCAUAGCGGCUGACGGAGAUGCCAUCUCGGCGCUCGUGCCUGAAGUGCUUCAGCAGCUCUCUCAGCAGCUAGAGCCAGGAACACCACCAGGGGACUCAGCCCGUGCACUCGUUGUGCAGGUCGUCAGGUCUGCGCUAGACCAAUGCUCCGCGCUACUGGAGACAGAGGACGGGAAGCGCGAACGGGUGGUAUCCCUGGUCGGCAUCCUCGACGCGUUUGGUGAACAUGUCUUCACAGAUCCUGAAGUUGCGAAGCGAGUGGACGAUCUUGUGCACCACCAGAUGCACCGCUUGCUGACAACGAUCCCGUCACUCCUCCUACUCUACCUCAAGUACCGGCAGGACGAAGCUGUGUGCUCUGCUGUUUGGCAUCAAGUACUCGAGACCGUAGCGCGGUACCCGGAAGACGUCGAAUCGACGCUACCUGUGCUACUCGACGCUGCCGAGCACAACUUGCUGCCGACGUACCUGCAUUCAGAAGGGGAGUUGGACGAGGCUGCUGGAAGCCUUCUGACAGAUUUGCUCUCCGGCUCAACGAGCGCUGCGCAUACUUCUUUGGCCCGCCGGCUGCUUGGCUCAUCGAAUCUCUUCAUCUCGCAGGACUGCCGGGAGAACCUGCUCCGCAGUCUCGCGGACUCGUUCAUUCUUCACUUCGACACUGUCCUCCACGACGAGCAUGCGUCCUUGCACGCAUUGGCCGCGCCGCUUGAGCUGGUUCGUAGUUUGAGCGAGCGGCCAGAAGGUGUGGCCUCGUUAGAGGCAGUGUCAUCAUCCCUCCUCCCGUACCUCUUCCUAUACGCCUUUCUGCUCCCGCAGUUUGCUUCUGUGCAGCCCGUGCAGCAGGGCGUCGCUGCAGCUCUUUGGAAAACGGGGAUCGACGCUGCCUCGGCGGAAGUCAAGACUGGUGCGAUCGCGGUCAUAAAGCAGCUCCUUCGCGAGCUGCUUGUAGACUGCACGGCUAAACCCACUCCCCAGCAAAUUCUGCAAACACUCUGCGAGUCCUCGGUUUACUCCGAGAUAAACGUCAUCACGGAUAUCUUCCCGUCACAGGAGGAGCUUUUAGUGAUGCUGGAUGACCUUCCCUCAACCCCACUCGAUCCGAGCUUGGGCGCCGUCGACCCGCUCGUGCCACCUUCGACUCUGUACCGUUCCGCCGGCCCCUCCCCGUCGACGUACGACUCUGCGGGGUUCAACAAGUAUGCACGCGUAGUGAACGGCCUUCUUACCCACCUUGUAGACGACCGUCAAAUGUCCAAGGAGAAUGUCUGGGCGCUUCGCCAUCUGUUCGCCCUCGCCAUCUAUGCCGAAGAGCUAAAGCACCUCCCGUCUUCAGAAAGUCCUGUCUUCGCGCGCUCGGUCUCGCGAGCCGUGCUCCAGGGAAUUCUCGAUAGGGUCCAGCAAGUCGCGACAUACCUGCUCUCGUCCACUGCGGAGGAGAAUUGGCACACUCACGUCACCAACGUGUUACUUCUGCACGCCUCUUCAAGCUUGCCCGACGGAGCCACCCAGCUCGUAAUCGACCUUGUGACCCGCGCGAGACGGCAGGACAAUGUGCGCACGUCGCGUAUCCUGCACAUGAUCCUCCAGCACGCCUUCCGCAACGCGACGAAGGCGGACGCCGAGCUAUGGAUGGGCGCCGUUCGGCAGACGGAGAAGCUAGCCCCCCACACGGCCCUGGCCAUCGUCUUCUCCGUGACACGAUAUGCACCGGAGCCGCCGCGCCUCGACCGGUAUCGCAACGAGCGCGCAGCGGGUGCGCUAGGCAUCCCCGCAUCCAAGGCGAACAGCGAGGGCCUCUGGCUCCUGCGGAACCUCGCCGCGGCGGCGCCUGACCCCGAGUCGGACGUGAUCUUCCUGCCGCAGCUGCGCGCAGUGAACCUCAUCAAGGCGUGUCAGCAGUGGAUCACGUCCGACGAGGACCUCGACGAGGAGGUGCAGAGCGAGAUGACACUCCUCUUCGCGCACCUGGCGCCGAUUUUGCAGGGCGUGCCUGGGGCUCACUGGGAUUUGAUCUUCGAUGUGGUGGAGAACAACCUCGAGGAUGCUUCAUUGGAUGACCCGUCUACGCUGGUCACACUCAGCAGAACGCUCCGGCUCUUCAUCAUCAUCGAGGACUUGGUGUCUACCAACAAGGCGCUGAGGGCCAUUUGGGAAGAGAGACGGGCGGCGAACCUCACCUUGAUCAGAGACUUGGUGUCAACGAAGCUCGAGAUUGAGGCGGUGUCUACCCCGCUCUCCGUAUGCAGAGAGCUCGCUCUGCAAAUCGUGCAGGACUUGCCGUCAUCACUCCUUACUCGCGAAACGUUGCCGAAGAUGUGCCAUCUGGUAACAGAUGGCUCGAGCAGCGUCCAGCGCAUGGCAUACCAGCUGCUGCACGAGGCGGCGAAGAAGUACACAGAGACGCUGGUCAUUGAAGCUGCAGUUGAUACAGAAGGCGCGAUGACAGCAGAACUCCCAAUGGAGCUUCUAGACAUUCUACAGCGCAGUCUCAACCUCGAAGAUGCAGAGGAUCACAAUGAGGAAUGGUCCGGCUAUCUGCUUGCCUGGAUGGUCGCUCUCGAUCUGUUCACAGACGCGUCUCUCAAAGUCAAGUCGGGUUACAUAGAUCAAAUUCGUGAUCUGGAUCUGGUCGCUGCGAAACUUCUACCAACAUUGUUCAGCCUCUUGGAUCUAUACGGUGGUAUUGCGAAGGCUUUCAAGUUAGACAUCUGGGAUAUCGACGAGUUUUAUUUAGACUACUACACUUCCGAUUCGACCAUCAGCCUCCGCCUCCUCGCUGCACACGUCUACUACCGCACCCUCCUCCUUCUACCCUCUCUGAUCCGCACCUGGCUCACCGAUUGUCGCGACCGCCAGCUCUCCACCGCAGUCGCUUCUUACACGUCAAAGCACUUCUCACCAGCCAUCAUCCGGACGGAACUCGCACGCGUCAAGGAUCCCAACGUAGCGACAGAGCUCUCAGGGGAGAACGUCACAAUCAAGGUCGCGAGCGCCGUCAACGAGGUCACCGCCGGCUUCUCGGUCGACGAGCAGCAGCUCGAGCUCACCGUAAAGCUCCCCGUCGACUGGCCGCUGCACACGAUCGAGGUCAAGGACGCGAAGCACGUCGGCGUCACGGACGACCGCUGGCGCGCGUGGGAGCUCGGCGUCCAGCAGAUUUUGACUUUCAGGAGCGGAAGCAUCGUGGAUGGUCUGAGCUUCUUCCUCAAGAAUGUCACGUCGCACUUCGAGGGCGUCGCAGAGUGCGCGAUCUGCUACUCUGUCGUGAACGCCACGGACGGGAGUCUACCGCGUAAACCGUGCAAGACGUGCAAGAACCGGUUCCACGCUGCGUGCUUGUAUAAGUGGUUCAACACGAGCCAUUCGUCGAGCUGUCCGCUAUGCCGCUCGGAAAUUAUGACUGGAAGGUGA